This is a messenger RNA of Pocillopora damicornis (cauliflower coral), 1149 nucleotides long. RefSeq lists its product as uncharacterized. The record is from RefSeq and is a predicted model, not a curated record. Lineage: Eukaryota; Metazoa; Cnidaria; Anthozoa; Scleractinia; Pocilloporidae.
UUCAAAGAGAUAGGUUAUUGUUUAAGUUUAUUGAAGUCACUUGACAACGACCGUGCACACUCAAUUCCAAGAUGGCGUCGUUUGCAAGCAAACAUUAUGAAACAUGUAGUCAUUUGACAUGUUUUUGACGCUGAAAAUGUAGUUCUCUCAUCUUCAAAAGUUUAUCAUUACGAAAGUGAAAUGCCUGGCGAUAACUGCUCGGUUUUUGGAUGUGGUUCGUGCCGGAGGACGAAGGGAAUCGGCAUCUGGAAACUGCCUUCUGCGCGAAAUGCUGAGUACAAGAAGUGGCGAGAAGAGUGGCUUAGUGCAAUCACGAAAACGAGAGUAAUCGACGAAGAUUUAAAAAAACAGAUCGACAGUGACAAGGUGUUUACCUGUGAGAAACAUUUCAACCCUGAGGAUGUAGAAUUAUUUCAUUCGGAAAAGAUGGUGAAAAAGAAACCAAAGAUUGGAGCUUUGCCGACAUUGAACAUGCCGAAGAGAAGUCAUGAUACAACAAAACCAGCUGCACGUCCUUGGAGAUCUGUGGUAAAUGUCAACCCCAUAACAGAGAGCUCCAAAAAAUAUUAGCAAAGCUUCAAAGACCUCUGUAAAAGAGUAAAAACUCUCAAAACACUGAACGAUUGGAUAGUCCAGGAACUAGAGGACAGACUAGUUUUAAAGAAGAAAAGUUCCCAAGUUAUGCUUCCAGAAAUUCAGAUUAUGAUUGAUGAUAGUCUGGGAUUCACUAUUUAUGUAUUUGGAUGGCUUCUACCUGAAGACCAUGAACUGUACACUACAAACUUGAGAUCAGUUACUAACAUUACUGUGUCUGACCUUGUAAAGAGUAUCGGCACAUUGUCUAUUUGUCCUGAGGUGAAACCAUUUGAAUUGUCAAGCAGUAUCCUGCAUCAUGUAAUUGCAAAGUCUGUUGAUCCUUUGCUCAAUGAUGAUGAUGAUGGUAGUUCAUUUCCACAUCAAGAAUAUUGGAGAACUCGUGGUUGUGCAGUUUUGUUUGAUAAUGGCAAACAGUGUUGUAGUUGUCAUCAUUAUUCACAUAAAUCUGAACUCAGUCACAUGGCAAAGCAAAAGAAACUAGCUGAGCCAGCGCAUCUAUUUUCACCUGUCUCACAGACCACACCAGAGCGAAUUAAGCUAACACUGCAGAUG